AGCACCAUCCUUUUGCCUCCUAUUCACCACCCUUCUUCUUCUGAUUGACUGUUGUGAACGCAUAUUCUGAUUUAUGACUCUUUCGGUGAUAACUUUGCCCCUCAUUUAUGCGAGCCCAAUCUUUUGCAAUCAACCCCACCCAGGCAAGUUUCUUCUCGGUCGUCCAACCUCCUCGACCUCCUCCUCCUCCUCCUCUUCUACUCCACCUCCCCUCCAUCAAAAGCCUCAACUUUCGUUGCGCGCUCAUUUCUCUCCCUGUCUGGUCCAUCCACGACAGCUCUCAAAUAUCUUCAUACUCGAUCAGUGGCCUUUUGCCCACUCUCGAGUCAACAGAACCCCACUGCGCUCCGGCGUCGACAAGAAAAGUCCUCAUUAAUCAGCUUUUCGAAGCACCACCGCCACCAUGGUCAAUUUCACCGUCGAAGAGGUUCGCCAGUUGAUGGACAAGGCCUCCAACGUCCGUAACAUGUCCGUUAUUGCCCACGUCGAUCACGGAAAGUCGACCCUCACCGAUUCCCUCCUCUCCAAGGCUGGUAUUAUCUCCGCAGCAAAGGCCGGUGAUCAGCGAGCUACCGAUACUCGUGCGGAUGAGCAGGAGCGUGGUAUUACAAUCAAGUCGACCGCCAUCUCUCUGUACGGAAACUUGGAGAACGACGAGGAUCUCAAGGAUAUCGUUGGCCAGAAGACCGAGGGCCGUGAUUUCUUGAUCAACUUGAUCGAUUCACCCGGUCACGUCGAUUUCUCUUCUGAGGUUACCGCCGCUCUCCGUGUCACUGAUGGUGCCCUCGUUGUCGUUGAUACCAUUGAAGGUGUGUGCGUGCAAACCGAGACUGUGCUUCGUCAGGCUCUUGGUGAGCGUAUCAAGCCUGUUGUUAUCAUCAACAAGGUCGAUCGUGCUCUUCUCGAGCUCCAAGUCUCAAAGGAAGAUCUGUACCAGUCUUUCUCGAGAACCAUUGAGUCCGUUAACGUCGUUAUCUCGACCUACUUCGACAAGGUUCUCGGUGAUGUCCAAGUCUACCCAUACAAGGGUACCGUUGCCUUCGGUUCCGGUCUCCACGGAUGGGCUUUCACUGUCCGCCAAUUCGCUGUCAGAUACGCCAAGAAGUUCGGUGUUGACAGAAACAAGAUGAUGGAACGUCUCUGGGGCGACAACUACUUCAACCCCCACACCAAGAAGUGGACCACCAAGGGUACCCACGAGGGCAAGCAAUUGGAGCGUGCCUUCAACCAGUUUAUCCUGGACCCCAUCUUCAGAAUCUUCAACGCUGUUAUGAACUUCAAGAAGGAUGAGGUUGCCACUCUUCUCGAGAAGCUCUCCAUCAAGCUUUCCUCCGAUGAUAAGGACAAGGAGGGCAAGCAAUUGUUGAAGGUUAUCAUGAGAACUUUCCUCCCUGCUGCUGAUGCUCUCAUGGAGAUGAUGAUUCUCCACUUGCCAUCCCCAGUCACUGCCCAGAAGUACCGUGCAGAGACCCUCUACGAAGGUCCGCCCGAUGAUGAGGCUUGCAUUGCUAUCCGCGACUGUGACCCCAAAGGUCCUCUCAUGUUGUACGUCUCCAAGAUGGUGCCAACAUCUGAUAAGGGUCGUUUCUACGCUUUCGGUCGUGUUUUCGCUGGUACCGUCCGUUCCGGUCUUAAGGUCCGCAUCCAGGGCCCCAACUAUACCCCUGGUAAGAAGGAUGAUCUCUUCAUCAAGGCCGUUCAACGUACCGUUCUCAUGAUGGGUGGAAAGGUCGAUCCUAUCGAUGAUGUCCCAGCCGGUAACAUUCUUGGUCUUGUCGGUAUUGAUCAGUUCUUGUUGAAGUCCGGAACUCUCACCACCAGUGAGACCGCCCACAACUUGAAGGUCAUGAAGUUUUCCGUCUCCCCUGUCGUCCGUCGUUCCGUCGAGGUCAAGAACGCCCAGGAUCUCCCAAAGCUUGUCGAAGGUCUUAAGCGUCUUUCAAAGUCCGAUCCUUGUGUUCUGACCAUGAUCACCGAGUCCGGUGAGCACGUUGUCGCUGGUGCCGGUGAGUUGCACUUGGAGAUUUGCUUGAAGGAUCUUGAGGAGGAUCACGCUGGUGUCCCUCUCCGUAUUUCUGACCCUGUCGUCGCUUACCGUGAGACUGUCACCGAGAAGUCUAGCAUCACUGCUCUCUCCAAGUCCCCCAACAAGCACAACCGCCUUUACAUGAUUGCUGAGCCAAUGGAUGAGGAGCUUGCUAAGGAGAUCGAGGCUGGAAAGAUCUCACCUCGUGACGAUCUCAAGGCUCGUGCCCGUAUCUUGGCUGAUGACUUCGGCUGGGAUGUUACCGAUGCCCGUAAGAUUUGGUGUUUCGGUCCAGAUACCAGCGGUGCCAACUUGUUGGUUGACCAGACCAAGGCUGUCCAAUACUUGAACGAAAUCAAGGAUUCCGUUGUUUCCGGUUUCCAAUGGGCUUCAAGAGAAGGUCCAGUUGCUGAGGAGCCAAUGAGAGGUAUCCGAUUCAACAUUAUGGAUGUUACCCUCCACGCUGAUGCCAUCCAUCGUGGUGGUGGACAACUGAUUCCAACUGCUCGUCGUGUUCUCUACGCUUCCGCCCUCCUUGCCACCCCUGCCCUCCAGGAGCCCGUCUUCUUGGUCGAGAUUCAAGUACCCGAGAGCGCCAUGGGUGGUGUUUACGGUGUCCUUACCCGCCGUAGAGGUCACGUCUUCAACGAAGAGCAACGUCCAGGAACCCCUCUUUUCACCAUUAAGGCUUACCUCCCAGUCAUGGAGUCUUUCGGCUUCAACGCUGAUCUCCGCUCGCACACCUCCGGACAGGCCUUCCCAACUUUGGUCUUUGACCAUUGGCAAAUUCUUCCCGGUGGAUCCGCUCUUGAUGGAACAUCAAAGGUCGGUACCAUCGUCCAGGAGAUGCGUAAGCGCAAGGGUCUCAAGGUCGAGGUACCAGGUGUUGAGAACUACUAUGAUAAGCUAUAGAUGCAUCCUAUCAAAAUGGAUAGAUCUCCUCCUCAACUCUCUCCAGUGUUGUGCAUCUCCCUCCAAGAAAGACUGUCAUCGUUUUUCUCCGACACGCGUAUCACGACUAUUAUGACAAAGACAAAAAGCACAGCAGACUUCGGCAUUUUCGAUCGAUGGGCGGGCUUGAGUUGGGUUGAGUCCUGAGGCUCGACCUGAAAAGACACAAGCAAGCAAGCUGGACUACAACGUGACACAUCCAUCAAAUCCUCCAUCCAUGCUUUUCCUUCCUUUUUUUUCUGCUGCGGUCAAUUUCGGGUUUUCAUGUAUGUAGCUGCAUGAGAAUUGAAAUACAUUAGAACA
Cadophora gregata is the source of this 3280-nucleotide messenger RNA. It is a transcript of the gene EFT1, whose product is annotated as Elongation factor 2. Bases 404 to 2938 code for a protein of 844 amino acids. Gene Ontology annotation, molecular function: translation elongation factor activity; ribosome binding; GTPase activity. Gene Ontology annotation, cellular component: ribonucleoprotein complex; cytosol. The transcript is spliced from 5 exons. Gene Ontology annotation, biological process: translational elongation. The record is from RefSeq and is a predicted model, not a curated record. Lineage: Eukaryota; Fungi; Ascomycota; Leotiomycetes; Helotiales; Ploettnerulaceae.